Messenger RNA from Manihot esculenta (cassava), 1489 nucleotides. Its product is annotated as zinc finger protein CONSTANS-LIKE 5. The record is from RefSeq and is a predicted model, not a curated record. Gene Ontology annotation, biological process: regulation of flower development; regulation of photoperiodism, flowering. The transcript is spliced from 2 exons. Gene Ontology annotation, molecular function: protein binding; zinc ion binding. NCBI's taxonomy places the organism in Eukaryota, Viridiplantae, Streptophyta, Magnoliopsida, Malpighiales, Euphorbiaceae. The coding region runs from base 115 to 1218 and encodes 367 amino acids. Gene Ontology annotation, cellular component: nucleus.
AGCUCUCAAGGACUAGCCCACACCCCAACAUAGAAAAAAAAAAAAAAAAAAGAAAAUAAAAGAAAAACCUCUCCAUUUCACUGACAUUUCGGACUCUACACAGUUUCACUGCAAAUGGGAGUCGAAAUCCAGGGCUUAGACACCUGCACCGCCGGAUGGACCGUAUCCGCCCGAUGCUGCGACUCCUGCAAGACGGCAACAGCUGCUGCGUUCUGCCGAGCUGACUCCGCUUUCCUUUGCCUCAAUUGUGACAGUAAGAUCCAUGCGGCGAAUAAGCUCGUGUCUAGACACGAGCGCGUGUGGAUGUGCGAGGUUUGCGAGCAAGCACCGGCCGCCGUCAACUGUAAGGCUGACGCUGCUUCUCUCUGCGUGACCUGCGAUGCGGAUAUCCACUCCGCUAACCCUCUUGCUCGCCGUCAUGAACGCGUCCCUGUCGAGCCUUUCUUCGACUCCGCUGAGUCCAUUGUUAAAUCUUCGCCGUUUAAUUUUCUAGUGCCUUGUGAUCAAAAUGGUGGCCCCACCGGUUACCACCUGCAUCAUGAGGAUGAUGUGGAGGGUUUUUCGUGGCUGUUGCCUAAUCCUACUACCCUGAGUUCCAAAUUAUGCAUGGAAAAUCCUGAAAUGAAGGCUGCCGGAGAUCUGAUUUUCCCUGAAACGGAUCCGUUUCUUGAUAUGGAGUUUCACCCGAGCCAUAGCGCUGCUACCGAUAGCGUGGUGCCUGUGCAGACCAAACCAGCUCCAAUUCCAGUCAUCAACAACGAAGUCUGCUACGACGUCGAUUUCUGUAGAUCAAAGCUCUCUUCCUUCAACUACACGACUCAGUCUCUUAGCCAAAGUAUUUCUUCGUCAUCGCUUGAUGUAGUAGUUCCAGAUGGGAAUUCUAUGUCCGAUAUAUCCUACCCAUUUGGCCGAAACUUGAAUACUGGUGCCGAUCCAAGCGCACCCAUAUCGACUUCUACCACAAAUCAGGCAGCGCAGAUGUGUGGGAUUGAUCGGGAAGCUAGGGUAUUGAGGUACAAAGAGAAAAGGAAGAAUCGGAAAUUCAAAAAGACCAUACGCUACGCUUCCCGCAAAGCAUAUGCCGAGACCAGACCGAGGAUCAAAGGCCGGUUCGCGAAACGAACUGAAAUUGAAUCCGAGAUGGACCGCCUAUACAACUCUCCCUCAUCGGUAUCUUUCAUGUCCGAUGGCCAAUACGGCGUCGUACCAUCUUUUUGAAAUAUGGAUUAGGGGGAACGAUCAUUAAUUAAUAUGAUUACGAGAAAUGAUUUGGCAAAGCAUAAAUAUUUGGUGUAUGAUAAGUAGAAAUUAGUAGAAUAAUCAUGUGGGGGUGUCAAUUAGUGUUGAUUAGGGAUGUCCGUCGGUGUAAAUUAGUAUGUUUUCUUCUCUGAAAUUUGCUAUCGAUCCAGAAAGCCCAUCCGGUUUUUCUCUCAGGGCUUCUGUAUUAGUUUAUCUUUUAAUAAAGAUUUUGCUCUUUUUGGCUUUUCCA